GUAAAAGCUGCUGUCUCUCAUUCUCUGUAACUUCCAAGGAUCACCCUUAACCCUAUCCCUAUCGCUAUCCCCUCGUAUUUCGUCACCCUUCGAUUUUCUCAAUCUUCUCUCCCUAUCUCUCUACGACUAUUAUAUAUAUACACACACACAUUGAAUCUUCUGCUCCAUACUCACUCUCUCUCUCUCUCUCCCUCCCUCUGCAACAAUGGCGAAAGAUCCAGUCAGGGUUCUCGUCACCGGCGCCGCUGGACAAAUAGGUUAUGCACUUGUUCCAAUGAUAGCUAGAGGGGCCAUGCUAGGUCCAGAUCAACCUGUAAUUCUUCACAUGCUUGAUAUUCAACCUGCUGCAGAGGCCUUGAAAGGGGUGAAAAUGGAACUGGUUGAUGCUGCCUUUCCUCUUCUUAGGGGUAUUGUUGCCACUACGGACGUUGUUGAAGCUUGUAAAGGUGUUAACAUUGCAAUCAUGGUCGGAGGAUUCCCCCGGAACAAAGGAAUGGAGAGGAAGGAUGUGAUGUCAAAAAAUGUAUCCAUUUACAAGGCUCAAGCUUCGGCUUUGGAGAAGCAUGCUGCUCCAAAUUGCAAGGUGCUAGUGGUUGCUAACCCAGCUAACACCAAUGCACUCAUCUUGAAAGAAUUUGCCCCUUCAAUUCCAGAGAAAAACAUCACAUGCCUGACAAGGCUUGAUCAUAACAGAGCCCUAGGCCAAAUAUCAGAGAGGAUACACGUUCAUGUUGGAGAUGUGAAGAAUGUGAUCAUAUGGGGGAAUCACUCUUCAACUCAAUAUCCUGAUGUCAAUCAUGCAACUGUUAACACCGGUACCGCACAUAAGCCGGUCAGAGAACUUGUUGGUGACGAUAAUUGGCUAAAAACAGAGUUCAUCACCACCGUGCAGCAGCGAGGUGCAGCCAUCAUCCAAGCUCGGAAGCUAUCCAGUGCAUUAUCUGCUGCAAGCUCUGCUUGUGAUCACAUACGUGAUUGGGUUCUUGGAACUCCAAAGGGAACAUGGAUUUUUCUAUAG
This is a messenger RNA of Camellia sinensis, 1018 nucleotides long. Its product is annotated as malate dehydrogenase, cytoplasmic. Gene Ontology annotation, biological process: malate metabolic process. Gene Ontology annotation, molecular function: L-malate dehydrogenase (NAD+) activity. Lineage: Eukaryota; Viridiplantae; Streptophyta; Magnoliopsida; Ericales; Theaceae. The record is from RefSeq and is a predicted model, not a curated record.